UUAAAAAGGUCAAAUUCUUCCGCGUGACGGAGCGCGUAACAAGCAGUCUAUGUAUAACAGUCUAUCUAUGGAAGCCUAAAGAUUGCCAUGGCUAUUGAUUUACUCGCUCAACAUCAAGUACCCAGCGAUCAGCGAGUGAUAAUACGUCCAUCGAGUCACUCGUCGAGCUGCUAUUGUAGGAUGCUGCUGAUAAAACUCUCUGUUUUGUCGCUUGUGCUUCUGCUACUUCCACAUCAAGGUGUUUCAUUGGAUAUCUAUGCUGGUGACGAUGCAAGAUUCACAUGGACAACAAGCUCAUCCUGUUUAGCAUGGAGGUUCGGCAUCUCUAAUCACAACAAAGAUGAUUUUGUCAGUAAUGGCAAGCUUAUGGAGUGGUUUCAAGGUGUCAGCAAAGUAUUAUCAAGACCUAACGAUACAGACACGACAUAUAAAGGCAGGCUGUAUUUCUAUGGGGAUUACACAAGUUGUUCUGGAGUAUUUGAAAUUAGAAAUGUAUCAGUUGCUGAUGAAAAGUGGUAUUUGGUGAUGAUCACAAAAUCCCCAUCUGUUCCUAAUGGAGUUCCAUCAGCAUCAUGGGACUUAAAUGUGAAAGUUGCACCAACAUUUACCUCAUCUCUGAGCAGCUCACGUGAUGUCGCUGAAAAUGAUGACGUCGCUGUCACGUGCUCAGCAAGUGGUCGACCAGCCCCCAAUGUCACGUGGGUCAAUAAGACGUCAGGGUCCCCAGUGGCUCAUGGGACAGGGAGUGCAACACUGAGUCUACUAAAGAUCCAGCGACACCAAGCAGAGGUGUACCAGUGCCAGGCCAUCAACGAUGUGAGGAGGGGGGCCAUAACCCAAGACAUCACCAUCAACGUGCAAUAUCCGCCAGAGAUUACUCCAAUGCAGAACACCACAGUGAGAGCGGGGGAGACCAUCACCCUGACAUGCGCAGUGGCUGGUAACCCGACACCAAGUGUUUUCUGGUCAAAGGCAGGAUCUGGACAUAGCACUGGUGGUAACGUCUUUACUAAAGCUGGUGCCACAAAGGCAGACACUGGACAAUAUGUCUGUACUGCAGUAAACACCGUCACUGGAAACACACAGACAAGAACAGCAUCCACUUAUGUCAUGGUCAAAUGUAAGUGCUCUAUGAUGUCAAAUGUAAGUGCUCUAUGAUGUCAAAUGUAAGUGC
Molecule: messenger RNA, 1174 nt
Organism: Nematostella vectensis (starlet sea anemone)
Lineage: Eukaryota; Metazoa; Cnidaria; Anthozoa; Actiniaria; Edwardsiidae
Product: limbic system-associated membrane protein-like
Exons: 4
Coding region: 88-1158 (356 amino acids)
Source: RefSeq, a predicted model, not a curated record